CACGGACGGGGUUUAUUGCAUUGUCUGGGGCUGUUUUGGUCGCUACAGAGGGGACGCGGUAGAAGAAGGAAAACAGCAUCGCAACAUCCGCGACAGCGCAACUUUAACACAUUAAAUAACUAUAUUUUUAUCACUAAAGACGCAAGAGAGAUAUGCCUUCCGACAGACCUUUCAAACAAAGAAGGACAUUUGCUGACCGUUGCAAGGAGGUGCAGCAAAUCCGAGAGCAGCACCCCAACAAAAUCCCGGUAAUCAUUGAAAGGUACAAGGGAGAAAAACAGCUACCAGUGCUGGACAAGACCAAAUUUUUGGUUCCUGAUCACGUCAACAUGAGUGAAUUGGUGAAGAUAAUCAGACGUCGACUCCAGCUUAACCCUACACAGGCCUUCUUCCUCCUGGUCAACCAGCACAGCAUGGUCAGUGUCUCCACGCCCAUCUCAGAGAUCUACGAGCAGGAGCGCGACGAGGACGGCUUCCUCUACAUGGUCUAUGCCUCGCAGGAGACCUUUGGUUGUUAAGGUGUGAGGAGGAGAAGGUGAGAGAGCUUGGGGCAUGUUACAUGCCUGCAGUAUUUUCUCCCUGGACCUCUUGGUUUGGCAUGACCUGGGCACCGGCCCCCCCCAGGGGUGUUAAGCAGGAAGAGGUGCGGCUUUUUCCUGUCUCUAGCGUGUAUACAGAAAUGCUCUGUGUGAAUCCUUCCCUCUGUCUGUCCUUCAUGUUGUGUGCACAUUUUUAACAAUCUGGUCUUAUAAGAGUUUCCUAAUGGGGGUAGGGUGGGUAUGGGGUCAUUUUAGUCCUCUCAGCUCCCUUAGAAGGAAGAAUGGCAACUGUCCCAGGGUGAUAUUGGCUGAGCUGUAUUCCUCUGCCUCUUUAAGCUCUGAUGCCUACUUGGACUCAUAUUACUGUUCACAAAUAGUAGUGCAAAUAGAAUGAACAAGUCAAGGAUCCUAUUGCUGGAGAUGUUUUGGGUAAAUCUGUGCAUUAUUUUUAAUUGUCUACCCUUUGCCAUUGGUUUUCUGCUGGAGGAAUUAAGAUCCUUCAGAUGGAGUAAGAUAAAAUUAAUUGAAAGUGGAGGCCUUGAUCCUUGACCUACCCCUCUGGUCUCUUCUAGUCUGGUGUAAUGAUCAUUCAUCUAGCAAAACCCUUAACGACAAGGCUUGGGAUGCCUGUUCUCUUACUGUAGCAUUGUUUUAUUACUUUUUUUUAUUGCUUUAAUUUAGGAACAAACAUGCUUCUUUGCACUCAGAAUAAACAGGAAUAUAAAGAAAGAAAUAUUAGGCAAUGGUAGUACUGUUUUAUGUGUAGUGUAUAUGUAUAUAUUUAUAUACAUGAUGAUACACACUUCUGUAUAAAUCUAUAUAUCUAUGUAUAUAUUAUAAUAUGGGCCUGCAACUAUAGAAAUAAUACACAUAAAUCUAUAGAUGUAUAAGUUAUCUAUAGAUGUGACUAUUGUACACAAUGAUUGAAUGAAAAGGUUUGUGGAAUAUUAUCUUGCAUGCUUUUUGUUUGCGGUUUACUGAUUUAUGCCAUUGAUUUAAAAAAUAAAUAAUAAUAAAAAAAAUGUUCAUUCCCCACCCCUGUAUUUUCCAAGCACAAAAAUGCCUGUGUGAUUUUGAAGGAUAAACCAUUUAUGUACUAGUACAUAACAAAAUAUCUUGUCUUUGUGAAGUUUGCAGAAAUGUCACCAGGUCAUUACAAGGAAAUGUAUAUACAACUACUGUUGUAACGUUUAUUUAAAGUAUUUGCCAAUAAAAGAAAAUACUGCA
Paramormyrops kingsleyae is the source of this 1766-nucleotide messenger RNA. RefSeq names its product microtubule-associated protein 1 light chain 3 alpha (gene map1lc3a). The record is from RefSeq and is a predicted model, not a curated record. NCBI's taxonomy places the organism in Eukaryota, Metazoa, Chordata, Actinopteri, Osteoglossiformes, Mormyridae.